Paramuricea clavata is the source of this 5211-nucleotide messenger RNA. Lineage: Eukaryota; Metazoa; Cnidaria; Anthozoa; Malacalcyonacea; Plexauridae. The record is from the annotation of a GenBank genome assembly.
AUGCGAAGUCUUAUUGUAAUUUUAAUACUUUUUCCAAGUAUUCUUGGGACAUAUAGUUGGGGGGACAACUGCCCGAGCGAUGAGCACAAAAAUGUGAGAAUAUUAUGGAUCGAAUACGCAUCGUUUUACAUCAAGCAAGAGAGCAAUGGUACGCUGACGGGCAUCCUUCCUCGGAUCAUGAAAAACGCGUUAAAAGAAUGUUGUGCUCGCUUGAACUACAGCUUUGUAAAAGUGAACUAUCAAAAGAACGCCAAACACGCAAGAGAAUCUUACGGUGCAAUCCAAAACACAAACAACACUAUAUUUGUCAUGUUUCCGUCCCUGGUCGGUGUCAACGAUCCGUCUGCUUCGAUUCCGUUUCUUUUUAUACCGAUAAAAAAUUCGCCAGGACCUAUGAUUUUAGCAAGCACGAAAUCACUUGCAAACGACGCGGAUUCAUGGUUUUUCUUCGAAAUGUGGUUUAAUCCAGUCUUUUUCCUCAUUCUGGCUUCGUGCGCGUCCGCUGGUGUGGUUUUCUGGUUGAUGGUGGGUAUAUUUUAGCCUGUGUUGUAUAUUGAGAAAGCUUAGGAUUGAUAGGGAUACAGCUAGCUUAAAAAUACAAGGAUAAUUUCGACGUUUUGAGCGACUUCCUCGGGGCGUUUGUAGCUAUAGGCGUCAAUUUCACAUCAUCGAUGAUAAUUUUGUGUUUUAAUUGACAGUUUUUACUAUUAUUUUAUGUUCCUCGACCGGUAAAUGCAUUUAAAAAGGUAGGUAACUGUAUAAACUAGAGAGUAAAGCCAAAACAAAGUAGUUUGGAAAGGAACGCCAAAAAUAUUUUAGGUUUUGAACGCUAUUCAUCGCACAGUAUACGCGACAUAAAAAAUAUUGCUUUUUAAUAUAUAAUGAAUUAUUAAUGUGAAGUGAAUAAAAUAUGAAAAAGCAAUAACUUUUUCCGUAAAAACAUAAACAUGCAGUAAUAAACAGUAGCUGCUUGAGGCCAAAUGAAAUACUGGCGCCUACAUCUACUAGGAUUUUAUCUAAUUAUUCUAGUCAGGUUGAAAACGUUGGUGACAAACGUUGCGCCCAAAAGGUAGAAAUUUCUAGAAUUUCAUUAGAAUUUCAUUUCUAGAAUUUCGUAGAAUUUCAGACAUUUCUAGAAUUUCAGAAAAUUUCUAGAAUUUUAGAAAUUUCGUAGAAUUCAGAAAUUUCUAGAAUUUCGUACAAUUUCAUUUCUAGGUAGUUCAGGCACAAACCAUGAGGGCAUACUAGUAGAAAAGGUUUCUCGAUCAAAGUGUAUUGAGAAAACAAAAUGUACAAAAAAUCUGAAAUUCAGAUGUUUUAUCUUCUAGGAAUUUCGAGAUACAGAGAACAAACCUCAUUCUCCAUUCUCUAACUUCAUCCGAGAAAUGGGAAACAGUCUUUGGUUCUCGAUCGUUACCAUGACAACAGUCGGGUACGUCAGCUGACGUCAGCAUGCUCCUGUAAUGUCAGUGGACCAAUAAGUGAUCCCGAUUAUAUACAGGUUCACACUAUAGGAAGAACAGUUCAGAACUGAUAGAGCUACUCAGCAUAAAGAAAGUUAGUUUAGUUUAGGUUUCCUCCGGUAGUAACACUGGAUCAACAUGAGAUGAUUCUUACUGGACCUCUAGGAAGAACAAUUUAGGACUGAUAAAGCUAUCCAGUAAAAAUAAAGUUAGUUUAGUGUAGCUUUCCUCCUGUAGUAACUCUGGAUCAAUAAGAGAUGACGCUUACUGGACCUCUAGGAAGAACAGUUUCGAACUGAUAGAGCUAUCCAGUGUAAAUAAAGUUAACAGUUUAAUUCAGUAUGAUACCAAAUCUAAUAAUUUCACAUCAAAACCAACCUUACACUGUAGUUAUGGUGACAUAGUUCCAAGGAAUCCACUGGCGAAGUUUCACGCUGUACUGUGGAUGUUAUCUGGGACAGUUCUGACAUCAUUAUUCACAGCUCACAUCUCCAGCGCUAUGACAACACUAAAUUUCGACGAAAGCAAGAGUCUGUUAGGAAAGAAGGUAAAAUAGCUUACACAUCUCUAGAUCUUAGUAAGGCGUAGUGCAAACGUCGUGCCCAUCACGUGCAGCCUAAUAACCUAAACUCGUUGUUGAACUCAUUUGAACUACACGCAUAAAACCCUCACAGCUUGUCAAUAAGAUGUGUUCGCACUGCUUGUUCCCAGUUGUUGACAAGUCUGGAACAAAUUCUUAUCAUCUUGUAACAAGGUUGAUGAGGCCAACAGACUUGCAACAAGUUGUUCCAACAAGUCUGAUAUCCUCUGCACAACAUAACCUUUCAACAAGUUGAUGACAACAAGCUCACAGCAAAUUGUUACGAACAGCCUGUAUUAGUCUUGUUGGAACAAAUCGUGGCAAGUCUGUUACCGUCACACCGUGCCGUCACAAACCUUGUAACAAGGUGAUACCAACUUGUUCUACACUGGAUGCAUUAAUGUUGUAAGCUUUACACUAAGUGGGAUCUUUGUUUGUCAUAGCUUGGUGUACUUCACGGCACACGAAUGUUCUUUGAAAAUGAAAUAAAUUUUGGAGCAAUGAUGUCAGGUAAUUCGCAAAGGAGAACAGUUUAGAACUGAUAGAGUUAUCCAGUAUAAAUUAAGUUAGUUUAGUUUAGGUUUCCUCCUGCAGUAACACUGGAUCAAUAAGAGAUGAUCCUUACUGAACCUCUAGGAACAACAGUUUAGAACUGAUAGAGCUAUACAGUAUAAAUAAGGUUAGUUUAGUUUAGGUUUCCUCCUGUAAUAACACUGGAUCAAUGAGAGAUGAUUCUUACUGGACCUCUAAGGAAGAACAGUUUAGAACUUAUAGCUCAUCCACUAUAAAUAAAGUUAGUUUAGUUUAGGUUUCCUCCUGUAGUAAUACUGGAUCAAUAAGAGAUGACCCUUAGUGGACCUCUAGGAAGAACAGUUUAGAACUGAUAGAGUUAUCUAGUAUAAAUAAAGUUAGUUUAGUUUAGGUUUCCUCCUGUAGUAACACUGGAUCAAUAAGAGAUGAUCCUUACUGGACCUCUAGGAAGAACAGUUUAGAACUGAUAGAGUUAUCCAGUAUAAGUACAGUUAGUUUAGUUUAGGUUUCCUCCUGUAGUAACACUGGAUCAAUAAGAGAUGAUCCUUACUGGACCUCUAGGAAGAACAGUUUAUAGAACUGAUAGAGCUAUCCAGUAUAAAUAAAGUUAGUUUAGCUUAGGUUUUCCCCUGUAGUAACACUGGAUUAAUAAGAGAUGAUCCUUACUGGACCUCUAGGAAGAACAGUUCAGAACUGAUAGAGCUAUCCAGUAUAAAUAAAGUUAGUUUAGUUUAGGUUUCCUCCUGUAGUAACACUGGAUUAAUAAGAGAUGAUCCUUACUGGACCUCUAGGGAGAACAGUUUAGAACUGAUAGAGCUAUCCAGUAUAAAUAAAGUUAGUUUAAAUAACAAUACUCACAACUUUUCUUUCUUCAGAAUACAAGGAAGACGAUAUCUUCAAGGCUUUGGAGCAAGGGAAUGUUUCCAGGGUGUUGUUACCAGAUUUUCUAGAAGCGAUGUAUUAUUUCUCAAACUCACAUCGUGAAUAUUUCCACGAAAGUUUUCGCAUCGUAGACACCAUCCGACACCCAUUCUCGUUUGGAAUCUCAAUCGCCUCUGUCCAUGACUUGAACGCCAAGUUUACGGGCUGUUUAAGAAUGUGGUUGAAAUGGUCUUACAUACAGGUAAAACACGAUAUGAUUACGUGGUAGUCCAGUGUAGGUAAUAUUCUACAAUAAGCUGUCGUGGUUUGUGUCUGAACUACCUGAAAAAGAUAUCUCAAACGUGGUGGUCCAGUGUAGGUAGCAUUCUACAAUAAGCUGUCGUGGUUUGUGUCUGAACUACCUGAAAAAGAUAUCUCGAACGUGGUGGUCCAGUGUAGGUGGUAUUCUACAAUAAGCUGUCGUGGUUUGUGUCUGAACUACCUGAAAAAGAUAUCUCAAACGCGGUGGUCCAGUGUAGGUAGUAUUCUACAAUAAGCUGUCGUGGUUUGUGUCUGAACUACCUGAGAAAGAUAUCUCAAACGUGGUGGUCCUGUGUAGGUAGUAUUCUACAAUAAGCUGUCGUGGUUUGUGUCUGAACUACCUGAGAAAGAUAUCUCAAACGUGGUGGUCCUGUGUAGGUAGUAUUCUACAAUAAGCUGUCGUGGUUUGUGUCUGAACUACCUGAAAAAGGCAAUUAACUAUUUGGCAACGGCCUAAGAUAUUUCAAUUUUUUCAGGCAGUUCAUACACAAACCACGACAGCCUUCGCUCGAAACGUCGAGUGUCUGCUUGUUUUUUAAGGUAGUAAUAUAACCACUCAGCACAGCAUUUUCACAUUGGUACUACCUACACUGGUACAGACAGUUUUAGCUUACUAAUGCACUGUGUCUACCUUCUUAGGACAACAACGUGGAUUACUCUGCAAUUGACGCCAACUUCAUCAAAAUGCAUUCCCUGGAAGUGCUCGCAGAUCAGCUGUUGACACGUAUGACAUUGUACGCUAUCAUUCUUGCUGCUAUUCUGCUGGGUCUUUGUAUGAUCGGAUGGAUUGUCAGAACAUUGCUGCAAAGAAGACUUGGAAAAACAGAUUCAAAGAAUGAAACGAAAACUUAAACUAAACCACCUUUAUUUAUACUGGAUAGUUAUAUCAGUUCUAAACCGUUCUCCCCAGAGUCAUCUCGUACCGAUCCAGUGUUACUACAGAAGGAAACCUAAACUAAACUAACUUUAUUGAUAGUGGAUAGCUAUAUCAGUUCUAAACUGUUCUGCCUAGAGGUCUGGUAAGAGUCAUCUCUUGUUGAUCCAGUGUUAUUACAGGAGGAAACCUAAACUAAACUAACUUUAUUUAUACUGGAUAACUCUAUCAGUUCUAAACUGUUCUCCCUAGAGGUGCAGUAACAUCAUCUUGUAUUGAUCCAGUGUUACCACGGAGGAUACCCUUAAAGUUUCAGAAAAGGUUUCCGUAUAAUGUAGAUAAAACUUAACACUGCACAAUCAAAUGUGAACUAGCUUUAUUUAGAUUAAAACUAAAGAAAGAUUUUUAAAAGUCCUUUGCACAUAUAACGAAUGUUAUUCAGAACAAUUGAAAUCCUGUUGACUCUUACGAGACCCUUGUCCUGUUGUCAACGUCAAUAUUCUUUAUUAAUAAUAAUGUAAAUAUCGACAAUACUUUAUUGUACAUACAUAUUAACUGUUUUCCUAGCUCCGUACUUGUAA